CUCGUCUUCUCGACUUACCUUCGUGACGAUGCUCUCGCUCUACGGCAGCUGGUCGAGGGCUCGAGGGCAAGGUCGUACCCGGUUGCGCUGCUUCUCCUUCUCGUCUCUUCUUCUUCUUCUUCUUCUUCUUCUCUCCCUUCGAACACACGCCGUCGACCGAGACACACGGGAGUCCCGGUUGUCACGUCGAGAGAAGAGACGAAUAAACACUGGCGCUUCGACGACGGUUCGCUCGUCAAGGCUCCACGAUCGUCGUCGCGUCUCCGCUGCACGUCAUUCGUAAUAACGCGUCUCGCAGAGAGAGAGAGGAGAGCACCGUGUACCGUGUACCGCGCCGAACGAUCGCGAAAAGAGACUACUCGCUCGGUGCCGUUUGCCGCGCAUCUGCGAGAGCCAAGAGCUGGCGAGACGAGAACGAGCGGGCUGGAGCGGGCGCCGUUCGGAUGGCUCGCGAUGCAGCAACACGCAUGUGCGCCGUCCCGUCGCGGCCCAAUCGCCGACCGCCUACGCGCCCGCGGUGGGAGCGUACGCGCGCCAUUCGUCGCGGUUCUUCCGACGAAUCUUUCGACGCUCCCAGCUCCGUCGCGAAACGAGCCGACGAGAUCAACGCGGAACGAAGGAGCAACGUCAGCCGACGAGUACAAUUACACGCGCGCGAGAACGCGUAUCCUCUUCUGGUUCUGGUAUGCACGCUCGUCGUCGCCGUCACCGCUGUCGCCGUUCGUUUUCUCGUGCCGGCGAGGCAUAAAAGGAUACAUCAAUACAUUUUCAACGAGAUGUCUGUCACGCGAUGCGCCCGACUGCUUUCUUCGUCGAAGAAUGCAGCGUUGCUCUUGAGCCAAAGAACAAUACAGAUACAUGGAGAUCUUAGCACUGCCAGGCUACUACCCAUGGUUCCCACGAUGCACUCAUUGGUGCCCAAAGGUGUCCACACGAUAUCCGAGCAACGCACGUCCGCGUCCGUGGAAAGAAUAUUGCCAAAGACUGGAUAUGUGGAGAGGAUGCUGAGAAAAUGGGGUAUUCUUGAUGUCCAGAAAUAUAGAAAUAUGUAUUUGGGAUACUUUGUGUACGAACAUGUAAUGAAGCAAGUGGACUAUGCUUUCUUUUUUAAACAUUUUAACAUGGCAGACACAUUUUUCUCUUGGUUUCUGGUGACAGAGCUUCAUGUAUGGAUGAUAAUGGUUCGCUACAUGGCGGAUGAAAAAGAUGGGAAAGAUGUCAGGAAGUAUGCAGUAUCAGCAAUGUGGGACGACACAAAGGCCAGGGUAGAAAAUCUUGGUACAAUCAAAUCCAAACUUAAAAAUCAACAAAUAGAGGAAAUAUCUCAUCAAUUUAAUGCUGCUAUAAUAGGAUACGAUGAGGGCAUACAAUCUGAUGAUAAAACAUUAGCAGGAGCAUUGUGGAGACGAUUCUUUCAGUCAGAAUGUAAUAAUCCGGAACAUGUUGAAACUCUUGUUCUUUACGUUAGAAAACAGAUCUGUUUAUUUGACAGUUUACCAAAUCAUGAAGUUUUAAAAAAACCCAUUUUAAAGUUAAUAGAUAUAAAAAGUUUGUGUAAACAUCGACAAUGAUUGCAGUUAGAUUAAAAUAACAAAUAUGAAAUAUUUUGUAAAUACAUAAUGUUAUUGCGAAGAGAUUGUACAAAAUAUAGUAAUAAAUAUAGAAUGUUGCUUUUU
Molecule: messenger RNA, 1676 nt
Organism: Solenopsis invicta (red fire ant)
Lineage: Eukaryota; Metazoa; Arthropoda; Insecta; Hymenoptera; Formicidae
Gene: Uqcc1
Product: ubiquinol-cytochrome-c reductase complex assembly factor 1
Exons: 7
Coding region: 444-1571 (375 amino acids)
Biological process (GO): mitochondrial respiratory chain complex III assembly
Cellular component (GO): mitochondrion
Source: RefSeq, a predicted model, not a curated record